Molecule: messenger RNA, 872 nt
Organism: Salvia splendens (bonfire salvia)
Lineage: Eukaryota; Viridiplantae; Streptophyta; Magnoliopsida; Lamiales; Lamiaceae
Exons: 5
Coding region: 110-625 (171 amino acids)
Source: RefSeq, a predicted model, not a curated record
ACUAGCGACUGCCCUCAUUUGUUAAACCCCUAAAUCUAAAACCCUAAUUGUGACCAUCUCAAACUAUCAAAUUCCAAUCACCGUCGUGCUUCAAAACUGUCGGUGCAAUAUGUCGGAUUACGACUCCGAUGCACCAGAGGAGUUCACCUCCGAGCAGGGGAUGCAACAAGAUGAAGAGAUAAGAAAAGUGCAAAAGGAAAAUAAGGCCAGGGUAGUGCGUGAAGGGAAAGAACGUCGCAGACAGUGGGCACAAAACUUGACCCCACGGUCAUUGCCCAAAAAAGAUAUCACCGAACAUGUGAUGGAAAAUGAAACAAGGGAAGAGUCUCUAGUUAACAAGGGAAUGCUACCAGAAAACAUUGUCAAACUUCUUGCAGAGCGUGAGAAAAAAGUUUUCUCAUCGGACUCUGAGGAUGAGAAAGUUGAGAAGAAGUCAAAGAGAAGAAAGACGAGAAAAUCUGGGUUGGAACCUGUUAUAUUGAAGGACAUACCAGCUGCGCAAUGUGUAGAAAGCUCACUGGAAUUCUUAAAGAAAAGAAAAAUGCAGGUUUCAAGAUCAUCUGCAGUUUUGAACAAUUCAAACCAAGCAUUGCGCCUCCUGUCAAAGUCCGGCUUACUAAAGUGAGACUCGUUGCUGCAAACCGGGCUAGUCAAUAGCGCAUUUUUUUGCUACAGAAAACUGUGCUUGAGAGAAAAUUUAGUAGACAUUGUAUUUGUUGUUAUAAAUGAAUUACUCGCAACAUUCCUAAUCUAAAUUGCUUGGUCAAGAGAUUCAGUGUAUUCGACCAAUGUUUGGAGGAAUCGUAUACUAACUUCUCUAAAUGAAUACAUUUUGUAAGUUACUUCACAUCAACGAAAAUUAUUUCAUCAAA